AUGUCUUCUGAAAAAGGUCGUAAAAUAGUUAUGGUUGGCGCAUCGGGCACAGUUGGCAGUCCCACGCUUACCGCCCUCCUCAAAACGGGCAUUCACACCAUCACAGCCGUAACGCGCAAUGAAUCAAGUGCCACCUUCCCUUCCGGUGUCCAGGUCAAAAAGGGCGACUACAACGAUGAUUCCUUUCUCGUAUCCGCACUCAAAGGCCAUGAUGUCCUCAUCCUGCAACUCGGUAUAAUGCAGAUGGAGUUGCAAGUAACGCUUAUCGAAGCCGCCGCCAAAGCAGGUGUGCCCUGGGUCCUACCCACAGAAUUUGGGUCGGAUAUCAACUCUCCCAUCGCCAAAGACUUCGAGAUAACUGGCAUGAAGAAGAAGUACCGCGACCUGAUUGAAGAGAAGGGUUCGAGCUGGGUCGCGAUAGUCAACAACCCUUGGUUCGACUGGAGCCUGAAGGCAGGACUGUGGAGCAUUGAUGUUCCCGGCAAGAAAGCCACGUUGUACAAUGUCAACGAUACCAAGUUCAACACUUCGACUCUGAGUCAGGUCGGAACCGCAGUAGCAAGACUGUUGAGCCUGCCGGAUGAGAAGCUCAAUGCGUACAAGAACCGUUCGUUGUAUGUGCGCUCGUUCCUCGUAAGCCAGUAUGACAUUUUUGAUAGCGUCGUGCGCGCUACUGGGACAAAGGAGUCCGAAUGGGAGGUCAAGAUGCAGAAGCCAGAGGAAGCUAUUGAGGCGUCGAGGAAGGCAGUCGCGGAGGGCAACAUGAUGGCGUUUGUAGGAGAAUUCUAUACAGCUCAUAUGCAAGCAGGUCGUGGUGGCAACUACGAAGAGAAAGCAGUGACGGACGCCGCAACCAUUGGUUUGGAGAAGGAGAAUCUCGAUGAGGUUGUAAAGCGUAUUGUUACCGAUUUGGCAGGCAACUAA
Molecule: messenger RNA, 924 nt
Organism: Parastagonospora nodorum SN15
Lineage: Eukaryota; Fungi; Ascomycota; Dothideomycetes; Pleosporales; Phaeosphaeriaceae
Exons: 1
Coding region: 1-924 (307 amino acids)
Molecular function (GO): oxidoreductase activity
Source: RefSeq, a predicted model, not a curated record